AUGUCGUUAAGGAGGGUAGAAAAAGAGUUCCCCAAUCCGAUUUUACCUUCUGCCAAUGCAUUAACUCGUUUCCUGGCUGGUUACUUCACUGGGUUUUAUCCUCACUGCCCGUUCACGCACUCCCCAACAUUCAAACUCGAAACGUGUUCACCAGAGCUUUGCUUGGCCAUGAUGGCAGUGGGAGCACAAGACAGAUUUGAGACCACUUCGGCAAGACUGCUCUUCCGCUUCUCCAAGGCAUUGUUAUUUGAUAGCCAACAGAGAAGUAUAGCUAGAAACCAGUCUGAGUCUUUGUCAGAGGGAGGCACGUCAAGUUUCGAGUCAAUCGACCGGCUGGGGUGCUUGCUUUGCCUCGCUCAGUUUGCGACAUGGCAAAGUGACGCAAGUCUGAAAACGGAGGCCUGCAUUUUACAAAGUCUUCUUUCUCAAUCCUUGCGAUUGAGCGGCCUGGAAGAAAAUCCACAAUCGAUGGAACGCUGCAGCUGGGAGGAAUGGACGCAAGAAGAAUCAGCACGACGGACAAAAUUUUUCGCGUUCUGUUUCCUUGGAAUUCAAAAUAUUGCCAACGAUACACCGCCUAGCAUUUUGUGCGAUGAGAUUAACCUGAGGCUUCCAUGCUCUUGUCCGGAGUGGACUGCGCCAGAUGCAGUCACCUGGAACCUAUUGCGACAGACUACUCCUAAUGAACAAGGACUGUUCCGUGAUACUUUAAACGCCCUGUUAUCUCCAAACUACCGACCGACCUACAGCAAUUCGCCUGUUGCAAAUUAUGUUCUGAUUCAUGGACUGCUGCAAAGCAUUGUUUGGACUCGACGCUCUGUAUCCGGUACCUUGUCAUUGGCCUCGUCAGAGGAUUAUGAAGAAACAUUCGACAAUGCUCUGCGUAGAUGGACCUCAUGCUGGCAGCAAACACCAGAGUCAAACCUUGAACCUCUAGAUCCCAAUGGUCCUCUACCGUUCAAAUCGAGUGCCCUUCUCAGCCUUGCCUACGUUCGAAAUUGCUCCGGUGUGUCUAAAUCGAGGAAUAUCUUCUCCUGGAUACCAUCCAAGAUCGCUGAAUCCCUUCGAUCCUCUCUAAUCGUGGACCGCAAAUGGAGCUCGCUCUUAUCCGCCUAUCACGCAACAAAUUUCCUUGCGACACUGGUCAACCUUGGUAUUCAGUAUUUCAAACAUAAUCAAGCGGUACUUUGGAGCAUUGAGGCCACCCUUUGCGGCCUCGAGUCCUGUGUAUUUCUUGAGAAAUGGCUAUCUCAUGUCCAGAGUACCAAACAAGAUAGCCCCUUAACAGAUCAUGAAAUCCGACUCAUAGAAUGGAUUCAAGAGGUUGUUCAUGAGGGCUUAUCGUCAGUCAAUGACUCCUCCUUUGAGGGCAACAUACGACCCGUCCUAUUACCAGAUCAGAUCAUCGCAAUUUGGUCACACAUAAUGCUAGGGAAUUCCCCAUUUCCGUUCAUAAAGAUGAUAGGAGAGACCCUAGUUGCAUAUGGAAAGAAUUAA
This is a messenger RNA of Penicillium manginii, 1497 nucleotides long. RefSeq lists its product as uncharacterized. Bases 1 to 1497 code for a protein of 498 amino acids. Lineage: Eukaryota; Fungi; Ascomycota; Eurotiomycetes; Eurotiales; Aspergillaceae. Gene Ontology annotation, molecular function: zinc ion binding; RNA polymerase II cis-regulatory region sequence-specific DNA binding; DNA-binding transcription factor activity, RNA polymerase II-specific. Gene Ontology annotation, cellular component: chromatin. The transcript is spliced from 3 exons. Gene Ontology annotation, biological process: DNA-templated transcription; regulation of transcription by RNA polymerase II. The record is from RefSeq and is a predicted model, not a curated record.